This is a messenger RNA of Nomia melanderi (Alkali bee), 3177 nucleotides long. RefSeq names its product Tubulin tyrosine ligase-like 5 (gene TTLL5). Gene Ontology annotation, biological process: microtubule cytoskeleton organization; protein polyglutamylation. The record is from RefSeq and is a predicted model, not a curated record. Gene Ontology annotation, cellular component: ciliary basal body. Lineage: Eukaryota; Metazoa; Arthropoda; Insecta; Hymenoptera; Halictidae. Gene Ontology annotation, molecular function: tubulin binding; tubulin-glutamic acid ligase activity.
CUUUCGGUUGCUAGAGGCAGUCUUCGUCGUGCUGCCAUACGGUAUGGCUGCGGUUCGUCCAAGUUUUCUCCUUAUCCCGCUAUAAAUUAAAGUGAAUCAUUGAUAGUGAUGUUUUACUUGUCCGGCGGCUCGAUAAAAACUGAUCGUGCUCUCGUAUGCUGAUAGAUUAUGCUGUCCCAGAUGAAAACAAACACGAUUGGAAAACUGGAAGGCAAACGGCCGAAGGAGCUGAUGUCGUCCUCCAGCCUAUCCGGGAUGUCGCAACUGUCGAACAGCAGCGAGGAGACUCUGGAGCCCCUUGUACAUAAACCGCACAAAUCGGAAACUUCGGAAAGCACAACGAAGGACAAAAGUCCGCCGAACAACGAAUGGCUAUUGAACGGACCAACCGGAAAUAAAGCAUCCAUUUUACGCUUCAAGUGUUCCGCGUUAGCCACUCCUCCGGAAGAAGCACCUGCGAAACAAUUGCAUAUGACGUAUAAAAUUUUUCAAACGGACACGAAGCUCAUCAAUCUUUUGUUGCAAUCCCACGGCUUAACCGAGGUGCCUAUGAACGAAACGGAGUUUAAUAUCCUCUGGAUGGGGAACCACCCUAAACCGGACAUUCUGCGGAACCUAAUGGCGCAUCAGAAAGUCAACCACUUCCCUAGGUCGUACGAGAUCACGAGGAAGGACCGUCUGUACAAGAACAUCGAGGCGAUGCAACGUAGCAAAGGUCUCAGAAAUCUGGACUUCAUACCGCAAACGUUCCUGCUGCCCAGCGAGUCCCGGGAACUGCUCACUGCGCAUUUCAGGUAUCGCGGGCCCUGGAUUGUCAAACCGAAAGCCAGUUCCCGCGGGCGUGGCAUUUAUAUCGUUAACAGUCCAGAGAAGAUCCUCACGGACGAGUCGGUGAUCGUCGCACAAUACAUAAACAAUCCUCUGCUCGUCGACGGGCAUAAAUGCGAUCUACGGUUGUACGUUGCGGUGACGAAUUAUGAUCCGCUGUUGAUAUACCUGUACGAGGAGGGCCUGGUCAGGUUCGCCACGGUGAAAUACGACGGCGGCAAUCAGUACGUCUGGAAUCCCUGCAUGCAUCUGUGCAAUUACAGCAUCAAUAAAUUCCACGUGGAUUACGUGAAAAGCGAGGAUCCAGACGCAGAGGAUGUAGGCCAUAAAUGGACACUGUCAGCUUUGCUCAGACACCUGCGCUCCAUCGGACAAGACACGGAGUUGCUGAUGCAACGCAUCGAAGAUAUUAUAAUUAAAUCAAUCCUUGCGACCGCCUCCGGCAUCGUCAGCGGCAUUAAACAAUUUGUUAAGCACCCGGAGACUUGCUUCGAGCUAUUCGGUUUCGAUAUUUUAAUCGACGACACGCUAAAACCGUGGCUGUUGGAGGUAAAUCUGACACCGUCGUUAGGAUGUGAUUCGCCGCUGGACGUCAGACUGAAGUCAGCGUUAAUUGCUGAUCUGCUUACCCUGGUCGGCGUGCCAGCGGUGGAUCCAGUGUCGCGGCCGCAAACCACGCACCUAAACCGAUCGACAGUCAUCACUACUAAGAGGACAGCUAGCUGUAGAAGAGUACAUUCGGCGGAGACGUUGUCGCAAAGGAAGAAAAACGUUAGCAAAAGUAACAUCAACAAGUCGGGAUUGACUACUGAGCAGCAGCGUAUAGUGGCGUCGGCGAAAGCACAGUUUGAAAGAAGGGGAGGGUUCGUUCGAAUAUUCCCCAGUCCUAAGUCGUGGGAGAUGUACUCGCAAUAUCUGGAUCCAGCGACGGGGAUACCGGUGGUCUCAGAUCCAUUAGGACCCGGCAGAGCCCAGCACAUCAACACGAAUCACAAUCUUAUGUUACACGAACAAUUAUUCCCCGCGGCUAGUCGUACGACCGGUUUCAUCAUUCCUGAAGUCACACUGGACAGACUCUCCAGAUACGAAAGGUACGAGAGAGCAUUGGUGAAAGGGCAUAAGCAGAGCUUAGAUCGUGGCGACAGUAAGGAAAAUAUGGAUAUUGAUAAGCAUAAAUAUAAAAGUCAAGUGGUACAAGCCAUGCACGACGGAAAUAAACUUAGUCCCGGAGAAGCUAGAAAAGCCUUUGGUUUAUAUUUGGGACAUAUAUUGCGCAAGAUAUCACAGCCUAACGCGGAUCCAGCGUGUUGCGAUCUCGUGAUGAAAUUUCUUCAGCAGUCGGCUAGUAAUUUAAGAACGCCUUUCUUCUUUGCGUUACCGAGCAGUAAACUCAGCGACAAGGAUCGCGCCGCAAUAACCGCUAAACAACUAUCUGAUUUUUUACAUCUGUACAAUCGGGAUACGGAUCUUUACGCGGACACCGUAGACCGUCCUCGUACCGUUCCGAAUCGGCUGUUUCAGAAAUUUCUAGCUUCUGCAAGCGAGGAAGAUUUGGAUGACAUAUUGAUCCUUCAAACGAGGUUGUACAAAUGUGCUCAUAGCUUCCUGGGCAGAAGCGGAUUCGCAGGUAGCCUACCAGGUCCUAACUUAUUAGGCUCUCUGCCACACAUCACAUCACGUGUGUUCUCGAAUGCUGCUAAUAGCGAGCAAUGUAAAUGCAAUCAGUCCAUUACAAGGCCUACGAAAGCGUCGUGUACAUAGUUGCGCAGUAUGUGGAUACACUGUUCUAGCCGCUACAUUUGUUGGUUAAGGUAUUUAAGUACGGCUGCCUAGGACUUCUUUCCAGUACCGGUGGACAAUCAUCCACGCGUAACCGUAACGUUUCCCAUUCGAAUAUUGCACAGAAAAUACCGUCACAGAACUAAUAUUUUGGGUACGCUUUGAAAGCGCUUUAAUAUAUUCGCUUGUAUUUAUUAAGCUAGAAAAAGUUCAUUACACGAUACUUCCAACGAAUAAUAUCGAGCCUUCUUGAUGCAAGUUUACAUCACGGUUUUAAUCUUGGAAGCUAGUCUUCAGCAUCAAAGAUUCGUCGAAGCUAGAUAGAAGUAGUCUGAUGGUAGAAGUGACUUGGGUUUGGGUUUCUCGAGUUUUAUCGUACGAAACAGGUGGCCAAUUAAAAUUGAAACAUUCGUAGGGUAAAGCAAGAUAUUUUAAAAAGUGAACGUAUCAAUUACUAAAGUUUAACGAAGACGUAUUGUAUCGGCAUACUUGACGGUGAUUAAUUUUAAUUCUUAGAACUUAAUGAUUAUAUUUUAUCGAGUCUUCUUAGUUGUUUCUUAUUUUUUUUUU